AUGGCUUUAACUGCCGUCUCUGCUGCCUCUGCUGCUGCUAAAGCUUCCAAGGGGACCUUUGGGUCUUCUACCUCUGACGCUGGGGCUGGUGCUGAUGGUGCCGGUUUCAGUGCAGCCGCUUCUGCUAGUGUUGCUUUAUUAACAUAUGCUGAUGAUGAUGAUGAUGAUGAUGAUGUUAUAAUGCUUCCCGCUUCUUUUCCUCGUUCUCCUCCAAGAAAUUCGGAUCCAGGAAGCUUAUAUGAACGAUUUGAACUAAUUCUUUCAAAAUGUUUGACUCAUAACUUGGAUGAUGAAUUUCCAGUAAGUGAAGAUGGUAAGUUUGGAUUUGUUCCUACUGAAUGUUCAGAAACUCAUGGUUUAGGAAAUACGCUGCAAGAAACUCCCGAGUUGUCCAAUUGA
This is a messenger RNA of Hyphopichia burtonii NRRL Y-1933, 399 nucleotides long. RefSeq lists its product as uncharacterized. Bases 1 to 399 code for a protein of 132 amino acids. The transcript has 3 exons. NCBI's taxonomy places the organism in Eukaryota, Fungi, Ascomycota, Pichiomycetes, Serinales, Debaryomycetaceae. The record is from RefSeq and is a predicted model, not a curated record.